Eimeria necatrix is the source of this 1302-nucleotide messenger RNA. RefSeq lists its product as hypothetical. The transcript has 2 exons. Bases 1 to 1302 code for a protein of 433 amino acids. NCBI's taxonomy places the organism in Eukaryota, Apicomplexa, Conoidasida, Eucoccidiorida, Eimeriidae. The record is from RefSeq and is a predicted model, not a curated record.
AUGGAGGAAGCCGUAAGCGCUUCUGCUGCUUCCCACCCCUCCGACGCAGCAGCAGCAGCAGCAGCAGCAGCAGCAGCAGCAGCAGCAGGUGCUUGUUCCCGAGUGCCCUUUCGCAGCGCGGCGCCUGCGGCUUGCUGCGGCGGCUCGCCGCCUUUCCGGGACUUCCGGAGCCGCAGCAGCAGCAGCAGCAGCAGCAGCAGCAGCCUGGCGGCGCCCCCCUGCUGCGGGGGGCCCCCCCCCGCUGCAGCGCAGCAGCAGCUGGGGGGCCUCACAGCAGUGCUCUCGCUGGCGGAGGCGCAGCAGCAAGUCUACGAGGCCCCGGGGGCCCCCCUUGUCCUCGUCUGUGGCUGGCCAAGGGGCCUCCGGAUCUUCCUGCAUGCGCUGCUGCAGAAUGGACCCCGCAACGUCCUGGUCCUGAGUCCCCACAGCCCGACCACUGUUGGACCACUGGACCUCGCGGGCUUCGCGGGCUGCUGCGCCUACGUCUGCGGCUCGGGGCUCUCCAUGACGGACUUGCUGCGGGCUGGGGCGCUGCAGGCAGCAGCAGUGGCUGUCUUCUCCUGCCCCCACGUGUCUUGGAAGUUGGACUGCAGCAGCAGCAAACUGGACACUCAGGCGAUCUUGGUUCGCCGGACUUUGUUGGCUCUGUACAAGCGGGGGGGCCCGCUGCCGCCGCCGCAGGGGGGGCUGCUGCUGCCCCCCGCGCUGCUGCGCAGGAAGCAGCCUGCUGCUGCUGCUGCUGCUGCUGCUGCUGCUGCGGCGGCGGCGGCCGACAGACACGCCGCCGCCGCGGCGCGCGAACGCGCAGCAGCAGCGGCCGCCAACUGCAACUGCGGCCAACACGCACAUGCGCCCGCCGCGGACCAACAGCAGCAGCAGCAGCAGCAGCAGCAGCAGCAGCAGCACGCGGCAGCGGCGGGCCAGCGCUGGGCGCCAGAAACGGCAAGUGCGGACCCGCAGCAGCAGCAGCAGCAGCAGCAGCAGCAGCGCGCAACGGGGCUCGAAGACCCCCUCGGGAGACAGGAACCCGCCGCCGCAGCAGCCGCCGCGAUGGACAACUUCUUCCACCAACAGCAGCAGCAGCAGCAACAUGGGAGCCCGCAGAGCUGUUUUGCUGUCUUACAACCGCUUGUGGCUCUUGCUGCUGCUGCUGCUGCUGCUGCUGCUGCGGGUCCUCGUUCUGCUGCUACUGCUGCCGCUGCUGCUGCCUCUUCGAAUCUGCUGCAGUACUGCGACUUCACCUUGGCGGAGGCGCCUGAGUAUGACUCCAGCAGCUACGCGCGGCCGGUGUGGCUGAGGUGA